CGUACUCUAUCCUAUUUUAAGCUGAGAAUUUGGAGGAACAUAUCUUCAUUCAUAGGUCAUUACCAAACAACUAAGGUAGAGUUUCCAAACUUGAAGAAGUUAUCCAUUGAUGGCCUAGCAAAGUUGACGACGAUAUGGAACAAUCAACUUUCUCUAGAGAGUUCAAAAAAUAUAGAGACAAUUGAAAUUGUUUUGUGUGACAGUUUGAAAAGUAUUUUCCCAGUUUCAAUGGCUAGAAAUCUCAAGCAAUUAAAAAGGCUGAUAGUUAAGAGUUGUGGAGUGCAAGAUAUUGUUGCAAGAGAGGAGGGACUUCAAAUAACACCUAAGUUUGUGUUUCCAAAAGUAACACAAGUGAUUUUUAGAAAUUUGUCCAACCUCAUGAAUUUCUAUCCGGAGAUGCAUGUGUCAAGCUGGUCGUCACUCAAUGAGUUGUGGGUGGUACAAUGUGCUAAAGUCAACAUGUUUCUCAAGGAAAUCUCAAGCUUUCAAGGAUAUAGUGAGCCAGAACGUCUCAAUGUUCUUAUCCCACAGUCUCUCUUUUCAAUUGAGAAGGAUUCAUUACCCAAUUUGGAAUGGUUGGCCGUGAAUGCAAUGGAGUUUUCAAAUGGUCCACUCCCAGCAGCAGCGCAAUUGUUUAGCAACCUAAAGCAACUUGAAGUUUGGUGUCCAGAGUCCAAGUCAGUUGUUUUCCUUGACAAAUUACUCGUCCCAGAAGGCAACAUCAGUAGUAGUGCAGUUGGGACCCAGCAGCAGCAGCAACUCACACAUUUCAAAAAGUUGAGGCUUGUUCGAAUGUACAAGCUGAUGCAUUUAGGCCAAGAUGAUGAGGAGGACAACUCACAAUCAGCCCCCCCCCCCCCCCCCCCCGCAUCCCAAAUUUUCUGA
This is a messenger RNA of Rosa rugosa (rugosa rose), 885 nucleotides long. RefSeq lists its product as uncharacterized. The transcript has 3 exons. The record is from RefSeq and is a predicted model, not a curated record. Lineage: Eukaryota; Viridiplantae; Streptophyta; Magnoliopsida; Rosales; Rosaceae. Bases 229 to 885 code for a protein of 218 amino acids.